Molecule: messenger RNA, 1633 nt
Organism: Rubroshorea leprosula
Lineage: Eukaryota; Viridiplantae; Streptophyta; Magnoliopsida; Malvales; Dipterocarpaceae
Source: the annotation of a GenBank genome assembly
UCUUCUUCCUCUUCCCGACUCUUCCUCCCGACAGCCCCCCCAAGCCCCUCUAGCCACCGACUCAUUUUUUGAGAAAAAUUGGUGACCAAGCUUGGGAUUUUCUCCUUCUCUUCUUGUUCUUGAACCCAGAAAUCCCCCCCCCCUCUGCUGGAAAUCCCGAAUCUGGUCUGCUUUUUCUCCCCUGUCCGCCGGCUGCUAUGUGGGUGUGAGGUUUUUGGGCUUUUCUGCCGCGAGUUCCCCUGCAGAAUUCCUUCUUCUCUGCCGCCGGCUUCUUCCCCCCUGCUAGGCUCGGUUUUGCUUGCUAAAUUCUGGUUUUGAUCGUUCUGUCACCGUAGCUCUUGGGUUAGCCUUCUGUUCUGUGCGAGUGAGGUAAGUAAAUCAUGGUAAAGCCCGUCAAUUUUAAAGCAUGUUUUCAAUUAUUUUUGAGAUGGUGGCAAGGUUUAAAUUGAUUUUAAAUUGAUUUUAUCCACAUCUGAGUGUGAUUAAACUGAAAAGAGAAUUUUGAUGAUUUUCAUGAGGAUUUCAUUGUUUUACUGGAAUUAAGCAUGAUUGGAAUGAAAAUGAGGAUUUCAUUGUUUUUCUGAAGUAGAGCAUGCCUAUUUGGAACUUACUGAACUGCUCUGAUGAUUUAAGAAUUUUUGUAAAUUAUGAUUUUCUGUUAAAUCCAUGCCCACAUGGAAUUUUCUGGUUAUUUCUGAAAUUUGGGAUUUCGAUUGUGAAUUUGGGAUUUCGAUUGUGAAUUACGGAUUUCGAUUGUGAAUUUGGGAUUUUCGUAAUCCUAUAUGGUUUUGUCUCUGAUAUAGUCAUGAUUUCCAAUCCCUGCUAGCGGGUGUGUAGCACUUCCGAUCCCCGCUAGUGGGUGUGUAGCACUUCUGAUCCCCGCUAGUGGGUGUAACGCUAGCACAUGUCGACAUGUUUACUGAUAUGACCGGUUUGUUCUGACGCCUGCCACUGGGCGAAUACAUUGGCACAUUCUGACGCCUGCCACUGGGCAAAUACAUUGGCACAUUUAUGUCGCUUGCCAGUGGGUUGUUAUAACACUGGCCAUGACUUAUAGAUGAGACUACUGAACUGAGUUUGAUUUUGCAUUGACGAUUUUGUCAUUGAACGCUUUGCUAUUAAACCGAAUUUGAUUUCCGCAUUAACGGUUUAUCAGUGAAAGUUCUGUUAUGCUUACAUGUUUUAUCUGGCAUGUUAAAAGUUUUACCCAAGGCUAUCCAUAUUUACUUACUGAGUUAUCUCAUAGUUUUCCUUGUUCACCAUUUCAGGAAGUGAAACCGAGGACGGGGAAACCACGGGAAGUGACGAGUUAGAAGGCUAGCCAUCGUGUAAAUUGAAUAUGGAUUUUAGAUAUAGAUGAUGAUCUUGUAAGCGAGAUUUUAAUUGGAGAUUGUAAAUUCAUUUAGUGGAUUGUUAGUUUAUAAGAGAUUUGAUCAGGAGAUUUUGAGGUUAAGUCAUAUGGACAUAGAAAAGAAAUCUUGAUAUAUUCGAUCUGAGUUAUGGGAUUGUCAGAUGUGAAUUGAAUAAGUUCCGAACCUUGUGCAUUUGUGGGAUUCACUCACGAGUGCACGGCGUCUGUCACGUCCUUGGAUCUGGGUUCUGGGGCGUGACAAAAUAUAUGCAUUUAACUUUA